GGAGGGCGCGGCGGGCUCGCGGGGCCUGCAACCCGGACGGCGGGAGCCGGGGAAGCGGGGAGGAGGAGGCUGUGUGAAGGUGCCCUCCAGACGUGGUCCUGAUGACCGAACUACAGCAAGAUGUGGACGACACCAAGUCUGCCAAAGUGCUCGGGAAGAGGGAGAGCAAAGUUGGCUCAGCCCACUCAGAGGCUGAGAAUGGUGUGGAGGAGAAGAAGAAGGUAUGCAGGUCGCCAGCAGCGCUGUCUCCCACCCUGUCCAGCGAGGCCGAGUCCCAGGACCAGAAGAGAACCAUUUCCAUGCGGUCAAAAUCCAGUUUCGAUGGUGCCCCUUUAGCAAAUGAGAAAAGCGACUAUAAAACGGAAAGCAAGAAUGACUCUAAGAUUGAAAGGAAAAAGUCCUCAUCUUCAAGCCAGGACAAAGCAAACAUGCAUUUCCACAAACUCUUUCUAGACGUCCCCACGGAGGAACCCCUGAGGCAAAGUUUUACGUGUGCUCUACAGAAAGAAAUAUUAUACCAAGGGAAGCUCUUUGUAUCGGAAAACUGGAUUUGUUUUCAUUCCAAGGUCUUUGGAAAAGACACUAAGAUCUCGAUUCCAGCUUUCUCAGUAACCUUGAUAAAGAAAACCAAAACUGCCCUCCUGGUGCCAAAUGCCCUGAUUAUAGCGACAGUCACAGACAGGUACAUAUUUGUCUCCUUACUCUCCAGAGAUUCAACUUACAAACUACUGAAAUCUGUGUGUGGACACUUAGAAAAUACAGGUAUUGGCAAUGGUCCCAGUCCAUCUUCUCUUGAAAACAGUUUCCGGGCAGACCGCCCUUCAUCUCUGCCUCUGGAUUUCAAUGAUGAAUUCUCAGAUCUGGAUGGAGUGGUGCAGCAAAGACGGCAAGACAUGGAAGGAUACAGUAGUUCUGGAUCUCAGACCCCUGAAUCUGAGAACUCUCGAGAUUUCCAUGUGACAGAAUCCCAGACAGUUCUGAAUGUCUCCAAGGGAGAAACGAAACCAACUCGGGCAGAUCCCCUCAUGAACAGAGUACCUGAGGGAAAAGCCAAGAGUCUCCCUGGGCAUGCAGGUCAGUCAGAAACCAUUGGACUCAUACCCAGAGUAAAGUCUGAGAAAUGGCCAACUCUCCACCAUAUUCUUAUAUUCUAUGCAAUUGUUGUCUGUGCACUGAUCAUCUCGACCUUCUACAUGAGAUACAGAAUUAAUACUCUGGAGGAGCAGCUGGGGUCACUAACCUCCAGUGUGGACACCCAUCAGACUGAACAGACAGCACCAUCUGGCCUGGGGUCACAAGUACAGUUAAAUGUGGAGGCCUUGUGCCAAGAGCUUACAGCUAACAUAAUCAGAUUAGAAAAGAUACAAAGCAACUUACAAAAGCUGCUUGAGAAUGGUGACUGAAGCUCAAGCCAUGCAAUACCUCGCACUUCCCUUGAAGAAGGUGCUCCCGGGGUGUUCUGGUGGAGUGCUCCCUGCUGGCCAGAGGAGCUAGCGGACGGGCAGCCUCGCUUGCCCUUGGAGGUCUCAGGCUCAGGAAAGGGGGGAAUGGGGAAUAGUUCUGGUUCCUGUGCAAUUAAAAGUUGACCUUGACUCUCUGAGGAAGUUUUCAGUUCUGCUGCCUGAAGCAAACCGUCUCUGGAGGUCUCGGGAAGGGCCCGGCGGACACGUGGAUGAUUGUGGUUCAGCAGGUUAUUGUGACUGUGUCAGCAAACAUAUUCCACUCCAGCCUUUUCAGUCCUACCCAUCUGCCUUUUCUCUCCUGUAUCCACCCCCGCCUUAACCAGCCUUCAACGGAAGGGAUAUAUCAUGUGCCAACAAACUCGAUACAGUCCCUUAAAGAAUUU
Molecule: messenger RNA, 1846 nt
Organism: Dama dama (fallow deer)
Lineage: Eukaryota; Metazoa; Chordata; Mammalia; Artiodactyla; Cervidae
Product: GRAM domain-containing protein 2B-like
Exons: 1
Coding region: 102-1403 (433 amino acids)
Source: RefSeq, a predicted model, not a curated record